Molecule: messenger RNA, 3293 nt
Organism: Erinaceus europaeus (western European hedgehog)
Lineage: Eukaryota; Metazoa; Chordata; Mammalia; Eulipotyphla; Erinaceidae
Gene: BBS9
Product: Bardet-Biedl syndrome 9
Exons: 23
Coding region: 33-2846 (937 amino acids)
Biological process (GO): cilium assembly
Cellular component (GO): membrane; BBSome
Source: RefSeq, a predicted model, not a curated record
AAAAACGUUCUUUAUUUUUAGAGUGAACAAAAAUGUCGUUAUUUAAAGCCCGUGACUGGUGGUCUGCUGUGCUGGGAGAGAAAGAAGAAUUUGACCAAGGCUGUUUGUGUCUGGCAGAUGUUGACAACUCUGGAGACGGACAAGAUAAAAUAAUUGUGGGCAGCUUUAUGGGAUACCUAAGAAUCUUUAACCCCCACCCUGUAAAAACAGGAGAUGGAGCUCAGGCUGAAGAUUUACUUCUAGAGGUCCACUUGCGAGCCCCAGUACUGCAGGUGGAAGUGGGGAAGUUUGUCUCAGGCACCGAAAUGCUUCACUUGGCUGUGCUACAUCCUAGAAAGCUCUGUGUCUACUCUGUCUCAGGAACCUUGGGUAAUGUGGAACAUGGGAACCAGUAUCAUAUCAAAUUGAUGUAUGAACAUAAUCUCCAGAGGACAGCCUGCACUAUGACACAUGGGCCAUUUGGCGGCGUGAAAGAGAGAGAAGCUGAGAGAGAAGUGGGAGAUACAGAGAAAGAGAGACAGAGACACCUGCAGCCCUGGGUCACCACUUGGAAGUUUCCCCCUUGCAGGUGGGGACAGGGCUUUGUACUGUGGUUCUUGUGUGUUGUAAAGUGCUCCGAACCAGGUCGAGAUUUGAUUUGUAUCCAGUCUAUGGAUGGAAUGCUGAUGGUGUUUGAGCAGGAAAGCUAUGCUUUUGGGAGGUUUCUCCCCGGUUCUCUUCUGCCUGGCCCUCUUGCUUACAGUUCCCGUACAGAUUCCUUUAUUACUGUCUCUUCCUCCCGACAAGUGGAAAGCUACAAGUACCAAGUUCUUGCUUUCGCAUCAGAUGCAGAUAAAAAACAGGAGGCUGAACAUCAAAAACUUGGUUCUGGAAAAAGAUUGAUUGCGGAUUGGACUCUAAAUAUUGGGGAGCAAGCCCUUGAUAUUUGCAUUGUCUCCUUUAAUCAGUCAGCAUCUUCUGUUUUUGUUCUUGGUGAGAGAAACUUUUUUUGCCUGAGAGAGAAUGGACAAAUUCGAUUCAUGAAGAAACUCGAUUGUAACCCAAGCUGUUUUCUCCCAUAUUGCUCAGUUUCUGAAGGAACAGUAAAUACUUUGGUUGGGAACCAUAACCGUCUGUUGCAUAUUUAUCAAGAUGUGACACUUAAGUGGGCCACUCAGCUUCCUCAUGUCCCUGUAGCAGUAAGAGUGGGCUGUUUGCACGAUUUAAAGGGUGUCAUAGUCACUCUGAGUGAUGAUGGCCACUUACAGUGCUCCUACCUAGGGACAGACCCGUCUUUGUUCCAAGCACCAAAAGUUGAAGCUCGAGAAGUAAACUACGAUGAACUCGAUGUAGAAUUGAAGGAACUUCAGAAAAUCAUCAAAGAUGUUAACAAAACACAAGGGAUUUGGCCUGUCACUGAGAGGGAAGACGACUUGAAAGUCUCUGCUGCAGUUUCGCCUUACUUGGAUUCAGUGUCUCAAGCUGCCGGUGUUGAAAUAGGAACUGACCAUGUCCCUUCAAUCACGGUGAAGGUCAUACUGCAGAAUCGAGUGGUCUUGCAAAAAGUCAAAUUAUCAAUUUAUGUUCAAUCUCCGUUAGUUUUAACUUGUGAUCAAUUCAGCAUAGAAUUUACUGCACCAGAGAUGACUAGGACAGUGUCUUGUUCUGUUUAUCUAAAAGGAAGCCACACGCCACCUGAAUUGGAAGGAAACGCUGUGGUUUCUUACAUCAGCCCUACAGAUCGAAAUCCUGAAGGCAUUCCUCGAGUGGCUCAGUGUAAAUUUAGACUCCCCCUGAAAUUAGUCUGCCUACCAGAUCAGCCUUCAAAAACUGCGAGCCACAAGCUAACUAUUGAUACCAACAAACCUCCAGUCAGUCUCCUCAGUCUUUUUCCAGGAUUUGCCAACCAGUCAGAAGACGAUCAAGUGAACGUGAUGGGUUUUCGCUUCUUAGGAGGUUCCCGGGUGACUCUCCUCGCUUCCAAAACCUCUCAACGGUAUCGAAUUCAGAGUGAACAGUUUGAAGACCUUUGGCUCAUAACAAAUGAGCUUAUUAUCCAGCUACAAGAAUAUUUUGAAAAACAAGGAAUCAGAGAUUUUGCCUGUUCUUUUUCUGGAUCAAUGCCACUUCAAGAAUAUUUUGAGUUGAUCGAUCAUCAUUUUGAGCUGCGACUGAAUGGUGAAAAGUUAGAAGAACUUUUGUCCGAAAGAGCCAUACAAUUCCGGGCUAUUCAACGGCGGCUCCUAACGAGAUUCAAAGAUGAAACCCCAUCUCCUCUGCAACACCUGGACACCUUGUUAGAUGGGACUUACAAGCAGGUAAUCGCUCUAGCAGAUGCAGUAGAAGAAAACCAAGACAGUCUGUUCCAGUCAUUUGCCAGGCUGAAAAGUGCCACCCAUCUGGUGAUUCUACUGAUUGGGCUGUGGCAAAAGCUCAGUGCUGACCAGAUCGCUAUUCUAGAAGCAGCAUUUCUGCCACUGCAGCGGGACACUCAAGAACUGGGUUGGGAGGAAACAGUGGAUGCUGCUGUUUCCCACCUCCUGAAGACCUGCCUUUCAAAGAGCUCCAAAGAGCAGGCUUUACACCUCAACAGCCAGCUGAACAUCCCCAAAGACACCAGCAGACUGAAGAAACACAUCACACUGCUUUGCGACCGAUUAGCCAAAGGUGGGCGUCUCUGCCUAACUACUGAUGCCGUUGCUCCACAGACCAUGGUCAUGCCAGGUGGCUGUGCUACGAUCCCUGAAUCCGACCUAGAGGAGAGAUCAGCAGAACAAGACUCUGCAGAGCUGUUUACCAACCACAAACACCUCAUUGGAAAGCCUUCCAGUCCAGAAGCGUCAUCCCUCCAAGGAGCUGUGGAAUAGUUCCCAAAGAGUUGAGUGGUUGAAGGAAGAGGGCCUUCUCAGUGCUGACCCGCGUAGAUGUCAUGCCAAGCGCUUGUGUGGAACUCACCCAGGCGCUUAUGCAGCUCACCUGCAUGGAGGUGAUACUGUUCAGAGAGGGGAAUCUGGACAUUUUUAUUACUAUUAUUACUAUUAUUAUCAUCAUCAUUAUUUUUACUAUUAUUAUUUUGCUAGGACUUGUAGUACCUCAAAUCAGUUGAAAUCUUACCAAGGAAGGAUAUUGCUGCUUUUUGGUCACCUGCAUGAUUGCAACCAAAGGAUAUUUAAGAUGACAUCAGUUUGGGACAGAGUCUGUAAUGCAUAGAACCUAGAUCCAAAGCAAUAUGAUAUCCCCCGCCCUUCCCCCCAAAAAAAAACGUCUUACAUGACAAAUGUAUCAGGUUUAAUAAAGCACCUCAUUAUCAAACA